This is a messenger RNA of Aedes albopictus (Asian tiger mosquito), 2070 nucleotides long. Its product is annotated as potassium/sodium hyperpolarization-activated cyclic nucleotide-gated channel 4-like. The transcript is spliced from 8 exons. Gene Ontology annotation, molecular function: voltage-gated potassium channel activity. Gene Ontology annotation, cellular component: HCN channel complex. The coding region runs from base 70 to 1788 and encodes 572 amino acids. Gene Ontology annotation, biological process: sodium ion transmembrane transport; regulation of membrane depolarization; potassium ion transmembrane transport. The record is from RefSeq and is a predicted model, not a curated record. NCBI's taxonomy places the organism in Eukaryota, Metazoa, Arthropoda, Insecta, Diptera, Culicidae.
UCCUUGCAAAAUACGCCGGUUUUAUUUAUGUAGCUGUCAAUUUUAGAAGAGAUUGUGAACGACUGCAUCAUGGAAUCCCGCAAUUUACCAGAAGAUUCUACAGCUUACAAUUUAGAAGAUGAUUACCAUGACGAUCGCGUAACCUACGAUCAUAAAUGUUCAUUGAGAGACGCCCCUCCAAUAUUGUCGAGCCGCUUCAAGUCCCCGGAGAGCAUCGGGUUCAAAAUUCGUCAAUGGUUCCUCAUCGAUCGGGACCAUCCGCAGACCAGGCGUCUGUACCGGUCUACCUACCUCUUCCGAACGGAGCUGACACGGCACGUAAAGAGUGACUACUGGUACACCAUCCAUCCUUUCAGCAAGUUUCGAUUUUUCUGGGACUGCUGGCUGCUGGUCUACAUCUACGCUAUUCUGUUGAUCAUCCCGUUGGUGAUGAGCUUUGCUCCGUCGUUGAUGAGAGGACAUCACCUGUACUUGCUGUCAGCCGUGGUGAACGUAUUGGCCAGUGUUGAAAUUUUGGUGAACUGUUUGACCGGGAGCUCGAGGGAUAAGUAUCACAGGAACAUCAGUUUGAAUCCGACGAGGAUCUUCCUAAACUAUCUGAGAGGGUCGUUUUUGAUUGAUUUCAUUUUUGCUCUUCCUUCUGCGUUGUUGGCCAAAGCUUUUACUUUUGAAGAAUCAUGGGUUAAGACCACUCUGAAUGUGUUAAGUGCAUUGAUUGUUCUAAAAUUAGUAUCUGUGAGACUGAUUUGGAGGUAUCUUAUGAACAUAUUUGAGCGGUACAAGUUGGAAAUGAUCCAAUACUAUGUAGUUCGAUUGAUUCUUGUUUCUGGAUUGUUCAUCCACUGGUGCAUUUGCGUCUAUAAAUUAGGCGUUGUUAUAGUAGAAAACCCCGAGUACGGUCUCGAUGAACCAUGGGAUCAGCAUGUUGAAUUUCUUCGUGACAUGGACAACGGUAUUUUGAACCGGUACGGAAAAUGCUUCGCUACUGUUCUGUUCUAUCUGUUUGUCCUAAGUUUCGGUGAGUUGGGAAUCCCGAAAACAGUUCACGGAAAAAUCUUAGCAGCUAUUUGCAUCGUCAUCGGGAUAUGCUUCCAGAUGUAUCUAUUUCUUCAAUUUUUCAAAAUUAUCGCAAUCAAAAGCUCCUCCAAACGGAAGUAUGCCGCAGCCAUCAGUCAACUGGAAGCCUACAUGACAAUGAAACAAUUUCCUCGGGAAAUGAAAAAUCGACUGAUGUACUACUACGAGAAGAAGUUCGAGAAGUGUUACUUUGCGGAGGACAAAAUCAUUGAAACGUUCUCAGGCCCCUUGAGAAAUCAAAUCAUCGACAACAGGGCCGUCAGGUUCUAUCAGAAAGUUCCGAUUUUCCAAGGCAUUCCGGAGCACUUUUUGCUUCUGCUGGCACGCAACAUGGAAAAGGAAAUUUAUCUUCCGAACGAUAUGAUAAUGAAAGCAGGGACCGUUGGGAGUGCGAUGUGUUUCAUAUACUCUGGGUCGGUUGCUGUUUAUACGCAGUCAGGCAAGGAGACGGAACAUCUGCACGACGGGGACCAUUUUGGAGAAAUUGCACUAUUUCUGAAGAAUAAGCGCCUGGUCAACGUAAUCGCGAUCGAGUUCACCCAAAUUUUCGUGCUGCGGCGCAAAGUGUUUGCCGAAUUUGUCCGACCGGAACAUGAGCUGUACCAACGGUUCGAGAAGGUGGCCAAGGAGCGGAUGCAGCAAACACUGCUCGAGGAGGAACAGCACAAAAACCAUCUGCUGAUGGAGAACGUGGGAACCAACAACGAGUGAGGCGAAGGGAAAGGUGACGACAACCACCGACAGAAAUUUGUAGAGCUUGAUGCGGACAAACGACGAACGAGAUACAUGAUGUGGUUGGCGUCGUAUACCAAGAAGCGAUAUUGUAAAUGCUGCUUUGAGAAGGCCAGGGAAUGGAAGCAGGUGUGGUUGAGGGGAUAUAAGAGGAUGAUAAAAUUAACAAGAUUCAUCCCGAUAAGCUCAGAGGGGCCCCGGAGAGCUGAGUGGAACUCCGCGUGAAAGAUGGGAAGCAAUAAAAGCGAUAUGCCAAAUGAA